This is a messenger RNA of Zea mays, 2138 nucleotides long. RefSeq names its product F-box protein At5g39450. The transcript is spliced from 2 exons. Gene Ontology annotation, molecular function: protein binding. The coding region runs from base 108 to 1769 and encodes 553 amino acids. NCBI's taxonomy places the organism in Eukaryota, Viridiplantae, Streptophyta, Magnoliopsida, Poales, Poaceae. The record is from RefSeq and is a predicted model, not a curated record.
CGACGACGACGCCGAGGAGGAAUUAUUAUCGUGGUGGGCGAGGAGGAAGAAGAAAUCUGAGGGAGGGAACAGAGCAGCUCCCCACCCACCCACCCCAAAUCCCCACGAUGCUCGCCGUCGCCAGGGACGGCGCCGACCUCAUCCUCUCCCUCCCGGAGGACGUGCUGGCGCUCAUCUCGGCGCACCUCCGACCCCGCGACCUCCUCGCGCUGUCCGCCGCGUCCCGCCGCCUCCGCCGCGCGCUCUCGGCCGACAAGGCGUGGCUGGCGCAGUGCCGCCGCCUGCUGCCCUCGCAGCCGCACCUGCUCGCGUGGCGCGCCGCCGCCGCGGGCUCCUCCCUCGCCGUCUGCCGCUUCCUCCACUCCGCCGCGCCGCUGCUCGGCCUCUGGGCGCACCAGAACCCCGAGCUCGGCAACCUCGUCGCUGCUGUCCCGGGCUUCCUCUCCGUCGUCGCCGCCCGCGCCAUACCGCAGGAGCUCUCCCCGCGCCUCCGCUGGGCGCCCGUCUUCGAGCUCCUUGCCGACGCCCACGGCCGCCCCGCGCUCCUCUUCCUCCACGGCCACCACCACGCCCACCUCUUCCCAGGCCUGCUCGCCUCCCUGCAGCCCCACGCCAACGUCAUCUUUCUCGAGGCGCACAUCGCCAGGGAUCCGUUCGCUUCCUCCUCCUCCUCCAGCCCACACCGCUUCGCCCGCCUCUCCUUCGGCGACCGCCGCCGCCUGCUCGACUCCCUCGUCGCCGCCUGUCGGGUCACGCUGCCGCCCGACCUCGUCGACGCCCCGCUCUUCGCGUGCUCCGAGGACGACCUCCCGCUGCUCGCCGCGCGCCGGGAGGCCAUGCUGCGCCUGCACAGGGAGUCCGCGGGGGGCAUGGUGCGCACGCCGGAGGUCCAGGGCCUCCUUCUGGAAGCCAGGAAGAAGGCGACAACGACGACCACGACCGACGGUGGGCACAGGAUUCCCCUGCGGAGGAGCCUCUCUGCCGUGGCGGGGUAUUUCAGGAACGGCCUGCGCCAGAUGGUCACACGGUCAGUGUCUGCAAAUUCCAGGGCCGACAAUGUGGACGCCAAACAUCUCUCCUUGUCUGACUUCCUACACGACGGGGAGAGUGUCGGGCUGAGCCUCCGCGGCGCAAGAAUGCGGCUGUCCACUUACCGUGCGUGGCCGAGCAUGCAUGACAACCGGUUCGCGCUCUACAAGCUCAGGGUGCAGGCGCCCAUGCCGGGAAGGGAGUACGCCGGUCUGUGGGGAGGCACAUUCGGGUGGCCACCGGGGCGGCCAGACGAUGGAUGCAAGCCCAAGAAGGCUCUCUUCUUUCUGCUACUCUCAUAUGAAGAGGACAGUGAGGGGAAGCUUCAGCUGAUCGCGACCAAGGUGUUGGAGGGAACACACUAUGUUGUCCAUCCCAAUGGGUCUUCAAUGUUUAUAACGAGGAUGAGUGAGCCAUCAACAGAGCCCUUUCCGUGGCAGACUGAUGGGGAGUUUGAUGUCGAGAGGAGCUUCGCAGGCGAGGGCAUUGCCAAUGGGUAUGGCUUCAGAUACCCUAGCUCAAAGCCUGGUUCAUUGUUUGUCCUCCAGAAUGGGCUACUUGCAUUUGUUUGGAGAGAAACCGGGGCCGUGCUUACCUUGCAAAGACUGGAUUUGGACGAACUGCUGAAGAAAGGGGAGCGUGUGCCUGCAUUGCAGCCAGUGCCGAACUUUGCUUACCUGACAAAGUCUUACUCCAAUGUUUUCACCAGUUUCCCUGUCGGCGCGGCUUCUCCCAGGUAAAAGGUGUGAGUGGAGGAGGAUGUAUCAAAUGAUCACCUGAUGCAGACAACGGAGAAACGGUCUCCAGGAUCAAGUUUAGCUCUUCUUGCUUGCCAUUUGCCAGGUGAUAGUCACCUGGCGAUGCUUCCAUAAUACAUACUACCUCGUGGCUGAAGGAGCAUAGCAGCAGCCGUAAUACUUUAGGAAUUCAAAUACUUUGUCAUGAAGGAAAUAGCAACCACACCCCAUAUUCCUUACUACAGCUAUUUUUCAUGUUUGUGCUAUAAAAUGAAACCAAUCUGGAGUGUAAAUUUGUAUGAGAUCUGUACAUCUCUUCACUAUAAUGCAGGCGAUUUAUACGAAGUCUAUACUGGAACAGCUUUCAGGUGA